Molecule: messenger RNA, 1353 nt
Organism: Olea europaea var. sylvestris
Lineage: Eukaryota; Viridiplantae; Streptophyta; Magnoliopsida; Lamiales; Oleaceae
Exons: 3
Coding region: 1-1353 (450 amino acids)
Source: RefSeq, a predicted model, not a curated record
AUGAGUACUUCUUCUUCACACCAAGAGACAGAGGUUGCAAACGAACAGGCCCAAUAUGUCGACGAUAGAAACUACAAUCAAAGAGGAAGCUACCAAGCUAAUCACUAUCAUCCAGGGCUGAGGAAUCACGAGAACUUGUCAUACGGCAACAAUAGAAACACACUUCAACCCCCACCCGGAUUCAACACUCAGAAUUCUGAUGGGAAACCACCCUUGGAAGACAUCCUUGGGACGUUCAUUUCUGAGACAAGAUCACGCUUCAACAAAAAUGAAUUACGGUUGGAUAAUAUUGAAACACAUGUGUCCAACAUGGGAGCCACAAUGAAGAAUCUUGAAGUGCAAAUUGGCCAAUUGGCUACCUCAAUGAAGUCUCAGCAAAAAGGAAAAUUUCCCAGUGACACUGAGGUUAACCCACGGGAACACUGCAAUGCGAUCACCCUAAGGAGUGGCCAAAUGGUUGAAGAAAGCAAACCUAAGAAGAUUAUGGUGCCUACGUCGGAUGUCAUAGUUACAGAUGAAAGGCAGAGUGAAAGGCAGAAAACUAAGCCAGAGGGUACAAAGAUCUAUAAGCCUUACUCGAUCUCAUUUUCGGACAACCCACCAAUCUUGAAGCCCCCACUACCAUUUCCGCAGAGGUUCAUGAAGAAGAAAUUUGAUGACCAAUUUGCAAAAUUCCUGGAAGUCUUCAAGAAAAUCCACAUCAACAUUCCCUUUGCAGAAGCUUUGACCCAAAUGCCUAACUACGCCAAAUUCUUGAAGGAAGUGAUGUCAAAUAAGAAGAAGCUGGAGGAGUUCGAGACAAUUAAGCUAACAGAGGGGAGUAGUGACAUACUUCAGAAGCUCCCUCACAAAUUGAAAGAUCCGGGCAGCUUCAACAUCCCGUGCAAUAUUGGUGGUAUCACAUUUGAUAGGGCACUGUGCGACCUUGGAGCUAAUCGAUCACAUAUCCCCAAAGGCAUGAUUGAAGAUGUAUUGGUGAAGGUCGAUAAGUUCAUCCUUCCUGUGGACUUUGUGGUGUUGGACAUGGAGGAGAACGAGAAAAUACCGUUGAUUCUUGGUCGACCUUUCCUAGCUACUGGAAGAGCAUUGAUUGAUGUCCAGGAAGGAAAAUUGACACUGCGGGUUAAUGAAGAGCAUGUGACUUUCAACAUCCAUCAAGUAGAAAAGCCUCAAGAAAAAGUCAACAUUUGCAAUAUGGCCCAAUCGGCUGAAGCAGCUUUGGGUCACAGAGAAAAAAAGGAAGUGUUCUAUGACCCUUUAGAACAAUAUAUGGCUCUCAAUUACUUAUUUGGACAAUUCUCAAGAAAAUAUCACUAUUGGGAGCCGGUGAUGAGCAAAAAUGAUGAUCAAUGA